AUGCCGACUUUGAAUGGAGAGGCCAAAGAACGAUGGCUGAGCAAAGGUGUGUUUAUCAGGACCAGACAGAGCCAACCAAAACUUCAGAACAAUAGCAAUCAACAAAACUGCAAGGAACUUGAUACGCUUCAAUGGACAAAGUACAACACAAUAGACUCCUUUAUUGCGCUUGUAUGGGGUUUCGGAGACUUUGCGGCUCACACAUUACUAUAUAUUUACCAUGCUUGCCAUUAUUUGAAAUGGCAGACAUCAAGUCUCAGCAUACUCCCAGAGAUACAGACAGACUCACGACCAGUCCAAUCUCAGCAAAAUGACUUGCUAUACUUUACAAGAUAUGUGUGUCGAUUGUAG
Molecule: messenger RNA, 351 nt
Organism: Aspergillus puulaauensis
Lineage: Eukaryota; Fungi; Ascomycota; Eurotiomycetes; Eurotiales; Aspergillaceae
Exons: 1
Coding region: 1-351 (116 amino acids)
Source: RefSeq, a predicted model, not a curated record